Molecule: messenger RNA, 3783 nt
Organism: Erigeron canadensis
Lineage: Eukaryota; Viridiplantae; Streptophyta; Magnoliopsida; Asterales; Asteraceae
Exons: 4
Coding region: 93-3425 (1110 amino acids)
Source: RefSeq, a predicted model, not a curated record
AACAGACUCUUCUUCAGUUUUCACUCCCCCCCGCUCACCCCACCCCACCCAUCUCCACCAGAUCCCAUUUCCCCAACCAUCGCCGGCGAACCAUGCUGCCGCCGGAUCUCCAAACGCGGUCCUACCGUCCGUACAUCUCACCAUCGUUAAGCGCACCUAACUUCCCAACCACUUUCCAUAACGGUCAUCCCUCACCUGACCGAAACCCUAACUCCAAUUUAAAAAACUCACGCCUCAAAACGACGUCGUUUGGCCACAACGCUAGGGUUUCAAUCGUGCUUGUUCCAUGUGGUUUGUUUCUUCUAGACCUAGGUGGCACUCCUGUUGCUGUUGCCUUAACUUUAGGAUUAAUGAUCGCCUACAUUCUCGAUUCAUUAAACUUCAAAACCGGUUCGUUUUUCGCGGUCUGGUUUUCGCUUAUUUCUGCACAGAUUGCUUUCUUCUUUAGCUCUUCUUUGCUUACAUCUUUUAAUUCUGUUAUUCUAGGCUUAAUUGCUUGUUUAGUUUGUGCUUUGUGUAACUUCUUGAUUGGUGUUUGGGCUUCCCUUCAGUUUAAAUGGAUGCAAAUUGAGUAUCCGGCUAUCGUAAUCGCCUUAGAACGGAUACUGUUUGCGUGUAUUCCGUUUAUAGGUUCGGUGCUUUUUAGUUGGGCGACUGUUUCAGCCGUCGGGAUGCCGAAUGCUGGUUAUUAUCAUAUGGUGUUUAACUGUGUCUUCUAUUGGUUGUAUUCCGUUCCUAUGGUUUCGUCGUUUAAGUUGAAGCAAGAAGUUAGUUAUCAUGGUGGUGAAGUUCCUGAUGAUAAUUUAAUCCUUGGGCAGCUUGAGAGCUGUUUGCAUACUUUGAAUUUGCUGUUUUUUCCGUUGAUGUUUCAUGUCGCGUCUCAUUAUUCGAUUAUGUUUUCGUCUGCUUCGACAAUUUGUGACUUGUUUCUGCUUUUUUUCAUUCCGUUUUUGUUUUUGCUUUAUGCGUCGACUAGAGGGGCUUUGUGGUGGGUUACUAAAAGUGAGAACCAGUUAAGGAGUAUUAGAGUUGUAAACGGUGCUGUUGCUUUGGUCAUUGUUGUUGUUUGCUUGGAAGUCAGGGUUGUUUUCCAUUCGUUUGCGCGGUAUGUUCAGGUUCCUUGGCCGUUGAAUUAUAUUUUGGUUACGCUCACGAUGCUUGGAGGGGCUGCCGGCGCUGGUGCUUAUGAAAUGGGUAUGAUUACUGAUGCUUCUAGCUCAUUGGCUUUCACUGGAUUGGCUGUUUUUGUCAGUGCUGCUGGAGCGGUCGUCGUGGGAUUCCCUGUGCUGUUAAUUCCACUCCCUGCUAUAGCUGGAUUCUAUUUAGCUCGUUUUUUCACAAAGAAGAGCCUCUCAUCAUAUUUUGCGUUUGUUGUUCUCGGGAGCUUGAUGGUGACAUGGUUUGUAGCACAUAAUUUCUGGGAUCUCAAUAUUUGGCUUGCAGGCAUGUCAUUGAAGUCCUUUUGUAAGCUUAUAGUUGCUGAUGUCAUAUUAGCAAUGGCUGUUCCUGGUCUGGCCCUUCUUCCACAAAAGCUUCAUUACUUAACGGAAGUUGGUUUGAUUGGUCAUGCCUUGCUGCUGUGCUACAUUGAGAACCGCUUUUAUACGUACUCUGGUAUAUAUUACUAUAGUUUUGAUGAUGAGGUCAUGUAUCCAAGUUACAUGGUUGUUUUAACAACUUUUCUUGGGCUGGCUCUUGUGAGAAAACUUUCUGUUGACCACCGCAUUGGACCAAAAGCAGUUUGGCUCUUAACUUGCUUGUAUUCAUCAAAGCUCACCAUGUUAUUCAUGACAUCAAAGGCUGCUGUAUGGGCUUCGGCUAUGCUUCUAUUGGCCGUGUCUCCCCCAUUGCUUCUAUACAAGGAUCGAUCAAGAACAGCCUCAAAGAUGAAACCUUGGCAAGGCUAUGCACAUGCUGUGGUUUUUGCUUUGUCGGUCUGGUUUUGUCGUGAAUCUAUCUUCGAAGCUCUGCAAUGGUGGAACGGUAGAUCUCCUUCAGGGGGUUUACUUUUGGGCUUCUGUAUACUGUUGACUGGAUUGGCCUGUGUUCCUAUCGUUGCUCUUCACUUUUCUCAUGUCAUGUCUGCUAAAAGAAGCUUGGUGAUCAUUAUAGCAACAGGUAUUCUUUUUAUAGUUAUGCAACCGCCACUCCCGUCAUCUUGGACAUACCAUUCUGAGUUAAUCAAAGCGGCUCGCCAGUCAUCUGAUGAUAUCUCAAUUUACGGUUUCAUCACAUCAAAGCCUACGUGGCCAUCAUGGCUGCUUAUCUCUGCUAUACUCCUCUCACUUGCUGCAAUCACUUCCAUUAUCCCUAUCAAAUAUGUAGUCGAGUUAAGGAUGAUUUUCUCCGUUGCCAUGGGAAUUGCUCUUGGUGUAUUCAUAUCUGCAGAGUACUUCCUUCAAGCAACAGUUUUGCACAUCCUUAUAGUGGUGACCAUGGUCUGCACCUGUGUAUUUGUGGUUUUCACACAUCUCCCAUCUGCAUCAAGCACAAAGCUCCUGCCAUGGGUGUUUGCUUUACUUGUUGCUCUAUUUCCAGUCACCUAUUUGUUGGAGGGUCAGGUCAGGAUGAAGACCAUCUUAGCUGAGAGUGGAGUUGGGGAUUUGGGUGAGGAAGACAGUAAGUUGACUGCUUUGUUGGCGGUCGAGGGGGCAAGAACAUCUCUUCUUGGCUUAUAUGCUGCAAUUUUUAUGCUUAUAGCACUUGAGAUUAAGUUUGAGCUGGCAUCACUCGUUCGGGAAAAAGUCAAUGAGAGGGGUGGCCUUAGACAUAGUCAAUCUGGUCAAAGCAACAACUCCCUGCCUAAGCAGAGGUUCAUGCAGCAACGUCGAGUGUCUACUGUCCCUGCCUUUACAAUCAAACGAAUGGCUGCAGAAGGGGCAUGGAUGCCAGCUGUCGGUAACGUGGCUACGGUUAUGUGUUUUGCCAUAUGCCUUAUCUUGAAUGUCAAUCUUACAGGCGGGUCAAACCGUGCAAUAUUCUUCUUGGCGCCUAUACUUUUGUUGCUUAACCAGGAUUCAGAUUUUGUUGCGGGAUUUGGGGACAAGCAGAGGUAUUUCCCAGUUACAAUUGUGAUAUCUGGUUAUUUGGUUUUGACUUCACUGUAUAGCAUAUGGGAAGAGAUAUGGCAAGGGAAUGUUGGUUGGGGGAUUCAAAUUGGCGGGCCUGAAUGGUUUUUUGCAGUGAAAAAUUUGGCUUUACUGAUUUUAUCAUUUCCGAGCCAUAUUAUGUUUAAUCAGUUUGUGUGGAGUUAUAAAAAGAGGAAUGACUCGAUGCCAUUGCUUACGAUACCUCUUAAUUUGCUUCCAUCGAUCAUAACAGAUGUGGUGAAGAUAAGAAUAUUGGGGCUGUUAGGAAUCAUAUAUUCUCUGACCCAGUAUCUAAUAUCUAGACAACAAUAUAUGUCAGGAUUGAAGUAUAUCUAGGUUUUAGACAGAGAGAAGGUUAUAGAAACAUUUGUACAAUUAAUGUUUUUGGCAAUUUCGGAUUAAGGCAAGCAGAUUGGUGUUUCUCUUUUUUGUGCUACAUGUUAACUUGUAACCAUGAGGCUCUGGGGAUCACACUUUUGCAGAACUUGAAAAGAAUAUGCCAAAGGUGGUCGAGCCCCCCUGCUUUAGCCAAUGUUAGCUGGAGAAUCAUGGUUUUGGCUUGAGGUGCAUAUGCUAUGUUUUAGUUUAAAUGUGAAAGAAAAUAGUGUAAUGAAUAGUCGAAGCAUAUGGACGACAAUUUUCAUGCCACGAAUCGUGAUCUUUCUAAUUGACCCGGGUUAAAGUAGUUACAAAA